CACCCUGAUAAUGCGAACUUUGAUAACUCAAAUCCCGACAGUUCGAAUCUUGAUAACUCGAACCUAGAUAAUUCGAAUCCCGAUAAUUCGAACAUUGAUAGCUCGAACCCCAAUAAUUCGAAUUUUGAUAAUUCAAACCUCGAUAAUUCGAACCUUGACAAUACACAUCCUGAUAAUUCGAACUUUGAUAACUCAAAUCCCGACAGUUCGAAUCUUGAUAACUCGAACCUCGAUAAUUCGAAUCCCAAUAAUUCGAACAUUAAUAGCUCGAACCCCAAUAAUUCGAAUUUUGAUAAUUCAAACCUCGAUAAUUCGAACCUUGACAAUACACAUCCUGAUAAUUCGAACUUUGAUAACUCAAAUCCCGACAGUUCGAAUCUUGAUAACUCGAACCUCGAUAAUUCGAAUCCCAAUAAUUCGAACAUUGAUAGCUCGAACCCCAAUAAUUCGAAUUUUGAUAAUUCAAACCUCGAUAAUUCGAACCUUGACAAUACACAUCCUGAUAAUUCGAACUUUGAUAAAUCAAAUCCCGACAGUUCGAAUCUUGAUAACUCGAACCUCGAUAAUUUGAAUAUUGAUAGCUCGAAUUCCAAUAAUUCGAAUUUUGAUAAUUCAAACCUCGAUAAUUCGAACCUUGACAAUACAUAUCCUGAUAAUUCGAACUUUGAUAAAUCAAAUCCCGACAGUUCGAAUCUUGAUAACUCGAACCUCGAUAAUUCGAAUCCCAAUAAUUCGAACAUUGAUAGCUCGAACCCGAAUAAUUUGAAUUUUGAGAAUUCAAACCUCGAUAAUUCGAACCUUGAUAAUCCCAAUCCCAAUAAUUCUAAUCUCUUUAAUUCGAAAACCUCUAUAAGACCUCUAAAUGAGUAUUUCGUUCAUUCUCUUCCACCCCAGCCCUUAAAAUCCUCUAUUAAUUCAUAA
This is a messenger RNA of Eufriesea mexicana, 921 nucleotides long. RefSeq lists its product as uncharacterized. The annotation marks the transcript as partial. The record is from RefSeq and is a predicted model, not a curated record. Lineage: Eukaryota; Metazoa; Arthropoda; Insecta; Hymenoptera; Apidae. The transcript has a single exon.